GUUAACACCGAUAUUUAUGAAGAGAGACGAUGGUAUAUCGUUUAAACAAAUGAAGACUGUGGAAAUAACUCAAAUAAUUCAGGAACUAGAAUCGGAACUAGGUUUAUUCGACAAAGGAGGUGUGACUUUAGCUACAGGAGGAGACCUAUUCAUAAGGCCAAUCACAAAAGAACAACAGAUGAAGCUUUUAAAGGUAAAUCAUGUCCUAAACGAUACAGUAAUGGUUACCUGCACACAGCCAAGAUCGGCAAACAACUCUCGGGUCACCAUCCACCAAGUCCCUACAGGAGAUACAGACGACGAAAUCUAUCUAACCCUCAAACAACAGGGCUACAAAGUCAACUCGGUAUACCGAUUCAAGAUAGAUAGAGGCUCAGGAAAAAUACCUACAACCACGGUUGCUAUUGAAUUCGAAGGCUGCGCUCCAAAGGAAAUUCUUCUAAAUGGAAUUUCAUUUUCACCGAGACCCUACAUCCCAGGCCCACCAAGAUGUACAAAAAAAUGCCAACGGCUAGGUCACACCAGCAACAAUUGUAGAGACGAAGUAAGAUGCAACAAUUGCGGUGGUAAACACGAGGAUAUGCCUAACUGUACAGCGCCAGCUCGUUGCAUAAACUGCGAAGGUAAUCACCCAGCAAGUUCGUCAAGCUGCCCCAAGUUCCUGCGAAUGAAAAUAGCAAUCAGAACAAAGCCUUCAGAGAUAUCAGAAAAGGGUACAACUCACCACUCACAUCAAUCAAGCAACCUAACCUACAGCCAGGCACUGCGUGGAAAUGCCAGUUCAUCAGCAAUCGACCCUGAAACAGAAAUCAUAAAUGGAAAGAUUGAAGCGAUACAAACAGAACUGAAGCAAAUCAGAGCUGAGCUCUGCAAAGUCAAAGCACUGGAGGGAAAAGUGGCAAGCAUGGACUUAACAGUUCGAAAAGUCGAAAGCUCACUUAACACCCUAGAAACCGGACAACUGGCCUCCAACCUGAAACUAGACAAAAUAUGCCUCCUAUUAACAAAACUUCUCCCAAACUUGGACGAAGAAGAGAUGGAUAUAGAACAGCCGGUAGAAAAACCCUCGAAAGGUACUUCAAAUGUAGGAUCCGGAUUGAAAACACCUUCCACUAUGACUAGACUAGCCCCAACUAAGAACCAAAAUAAUGAAGGCCUAGAU
Messenger RNA from Daphnia magna, 1162 nucleotides. RefSeq lists its product as uncharacterized. The transcript has a single exon. NCBI's taxonomy places the organism in Eukaryota, Metazoa, Arthropoda, Branchiopoda, Diplostraca, Daphniidae. The annotation marks the transcript as partial. The record is from RefSeq and is a predicted model, not a curated record.